This is a messenger RNA of Hevea brasiliensis (rubber tree), 1990 nucleotides long. Its product is annotated as ACT domain-containing protein ACR10. The transcript is spliced from 6 exons. NCBI's taxonomy places the organism in Eukaryota, Viridiplantae, Streptophyta, Magnoliopsida, Malpighiales, Euphorbiaceae. The coding region runs from base 410 to 1672 and encodes 420 amino acids. The record is from RefSeq and is a predicted model, not a curated record.
UUUGGAAAUUAACUGAAUAUUAUAGAAUUGAAAAAACAUGAGGCUCUGACAAGACGUCUUUGUUUUUCUUGAAACCCCCAAUCCGCUCUCGCUCGCCGCUGCCAACGGGGUCUCAGUUGAUUUUCCUCCCUUUAGCUACUCAGAUUUUUCAGUUCGCUAGUUGAAGCUAAAGAGCAAAAACAGAAGGUUUGAGCAUUCUUAGAGAGAGAAAGCCAGUACAAUAAUCCUUUAGAAUUCAGUUUUUGGUAGCUCUUUCUUUUGACGGAAUGUCCAAUCCAUUGCACUACUAAGCAAGAAUAAAAAAGUGGAAGCAAUGAAAAAGAGAAGCCAAUCAGCAGAAAUCAAUGCAUCCCACCUUGUUGAUUUUCACUUUUCUUGAAGCUAUAGAAAAAACAAGGUGUGAGGGGAGAUGGUUGAGGGAAACAUAGAAAUGGGAAUAUUGUACGAGGAUGCUGUAGUGAUCAGUGAGGCUGAGAAGCCUGGUGAGUCCACUGUGAUCACUGUUAAUUGCCCUGACAAAACUGGGCUUGGCUGUGAUUUGUGCAGGAUUAUCUUGUUCUUUGGGCUAAGUAUUUCUAGAGGAGAUUUGCAAACAGAUGGGAAAUGGUGCUACAUAGUGCUUUGGGUGGUGGGGAAUCCAAACACGAGGUGGAGUUUGUUAAAGAAGAGGCUAUUGGAGGUGUGUCCAUCUUAUUUUUCGACAUCUGACAUCUCUUACUACAGGCCAGGUAACCAGGAGCCAAAGCAACCAGAUGUGUUUCUCUUGAAGUUCUGGUGUUCUUAUGAUCGAGAAGGCCUUUUACAUGAUGUAACUGAGGUUCUUUGUGAGCUGGAGCUGACAAUAAAAAGAGUGAAGGUGUCCACUGCCCCAGAUGGGAGGGUGAUGGACCUCUUUUUCAUCACUGAUACCAGGGAACUCCUUCAUACCAAAAAUCGGCAAGAGGAGACAAUUCACUAUUUGAAAGAUGUAUUAGGAGAUGCCUUGAUAAGUUGUGAGAUUGAAUCAGCUGGUGCAGAGGUUACUGCAUGUUCCCAAGGCUCAUCCUUUCUUCCUUCUGCAAUCACAGAAGACAUGUUCAGUUUGGAGCUGCCUGAUCAACACCAAAAUGGAUUUCUUAAUUCCAACCCUGUAACAGUUGCAGUGGACAACACUCUGAGCCCGUCUCACACACUUGUUCAAAUUUUCUGCAAGGAUUACAAAGGUCUUAUGUAUGAUAUGAUGAGAACCUUGAAGGAUUAUAACAUCCAGAUUUCUUAUGGACGGUUUUUUGCAAGCCCAAAAAGGAACUGUGAAGUGGACUUGUUCAUAAUGCAAGCGGAUGGCAAGAAGAUAAUUGACCCCAAUAAACAAGAUGCAUUAUGCUCUCGUUUGAGAAUGGAGCUUCUGCGCCCCCUUAGAGUUGCCGUUGUUAGCCGGGGUCCUGAUACAGAGCUGCUUGUUGCCAACCCUGUUGAGUUGUCUGGGAGGGGCAGGCCUCUCGUGUUUUAUGAUAUUACCCUGGCUCUCCAAAUUCUAAGCACUGGCAUCUUCUCAGUGGAGAUUGGAAGGCAUAUGAUUCAUGACCGAGAGUGGGAAGUGUAUAGAAUACUACUUGAUGAAGGGGGUGGAGUUACCGUGCCCAGGAACAAGAUUGAAGAGGGUGUAAGAAAUAUACUAAUGGGUUGGGAUUAGACUGGAUACUCACUUCAGUUAGGAGCCUUCACCACCAUUGUACAGCAUAUUUUCUUAGCCCUUAUGGAGUCUAUACUACAGCUAGGUGCUAACCACAUACAGAAUGUAAAUCAUGAAUGCCUUAGAAUAGAUUUGGUAAGCUAUUUGAUUUCCUGCCACUGGAAUCGCAUUGCUUUACAAGAUCAGGUUUGGUUCCUGCUAGACCUCCCCUGUUUGAUAGGCCAGGAACAUCGUGAAGGCUGAUGCUCUUUCAGCUUGAGAUCAACCAAUGCAUGAACAAGGGUAUUCUUAUGAUUUCACUUGCUUGCAUGAUCUUUA